CCAAGAAUUCCCACAUUUCCCCUGAGAAAGAGAAGCAAAUCGGCAGAGAGCGAAGCAAACCAGCCGGCGGUUCCUGGCCCCUCGCGAUGGCCGGCAAAGCUAGGGUGCUCAUGUGCGCGGCGCUCGUCGUCCUCCUGCUCCUUGUCGAGACCACCGCUCCCACUGGACAAGCUCACGCCGUCGAUUGCGGCAGCGCGUGCUCGUACCGGUGCAGCAAGUCGAGCCGGCCGAAUCUGUGCAACAGGGCGUGCAACACGUGCUGCCGGCGAUGCGACUGCGUGCCGCCCGGCACCGCCGGCAACGAGGGCGUCUGCCCCUGCUACGCCAACAUGACCACGCACAACGGCCGCCACAAGUGCCCGUGAUCCAACCGUCAUCUCAUCUCCACGGUCGAUCGCGACAAUAAAUAUCACAUCAAGCUAGCUACGAUCAAUGACUACUACUAGUAGACUGCCAGAGGCACGAUCGAUAUGAUAUCAUGUACUCAAACUAGCGCUUGCUACCUAUAUAUGUACCUUGUGCUCAUCCAUAAUAUUCGUGAUCGAUCCAUCGUAUAA
Molecule: messenger RNA, 557 nt
Organism: Triticum urartu
Lineage: Eukaryota; Viridiplantae; Streptophyta; Magnoliopsida; Poales; Poaceae
Product: cypmaclein-like
Source: RefSeq, a predicted model, not a curated record